AGCUGGAAAGUGUAAACUUUCAUCACUCUGAUUUUAUAAAGUCUCAUUCACUCUCACCACCAUUUCUAAUUUCAAAGCGCAGAGCUCUUCCUUAAAAUAGAAAAAAGUCAACAAUGGUGGUGAAGAUGAUGAAGUGGAGGCCACGGCAAUCGAAGAAAUUGGAGGCGAGAAUCACCGUUCAUCGGCUGGAAAGCGGUGUGAAGCGCGACGAUUGCGCCGGCUAUUCGGUUGAGAUCAAAUGGAAGGGCGCCAAAGGGAUCUCUCUGAGUUCUCUCAGGAAGAGCGUUAGAAGGAAUUUCACAAAGGAGGUGUUGUUGAAUCAGCACGGAAUUGUUCCAUGGGACGAACAAUUUCGAUGCUUCUGCGCUUUCUCCGCUAAUAAGGACGGUCUCUUUCAUCCUUGGGAGGUCUCCUUCACCCUUUUCAAUGGGUCGAACAGGGUAGCCUCUGCAUCAUUAAAUCUAGCAGGUUUCGAUAAACAGGCCAGGGACAUUGAUAUUCCUCUUGAUACCAAUGCUUCUCUUCAUCUGUCAGUCGUUCUAGUUGAAUUGGAAAAUGUCCAAGAUCAAUCUGAAUCAGCGCCAAAAUCCAUUCUCUUGUUUCCUCGAUCACCAUGCUACGGAGAAAUGUUUUCCACAGAGAAACAGGAUCCCUCUCUCUCCCCUUCCAAGGCCAGCCCCAUGAGAAUCAACAUCUUAAAGGGGCUCUCUUCGUUCAGGCCUAAAAGAGACGAAGGCAGUGAUGGCAGGAGCUCCGACAGGAGCGAUCCUCUCGACUCCUCCGAUUCAGACGACCACGGCUCCAGUGAGGAGGAUUCUUGCGACAGGAAGUCCUUCAGUUAUGAGACUUUGGCUUAUGCAAACUAUGCCGGAGCAACAAACACGAGUGAGGACGAGGACUGGCUAUACUACACAUAUCGAACCAAGCACGUGUCGUCGUCCCCCGAUGAUCAUCAUCCGAUGCAGGAGCAGAGCGCCAAGCCUCGGAUUCUGCCGUGGAGGAAGCGGAAGCUGAGCUUCAAGUCUCCCAAGAUGAAGGGGGAGCCGUUGCUGAAGAAGUGCUAUGGCGAGGAAGGAGGCGAUGACAUUGAUUUCGAUCGAAGGCAGCUUAGCUCCUCCGACGAGUCCACCUUAACGAGAGACGGGGAGAGCUCCAGCACGUGCGCCUCGGCCUUUGGAGACGAUGAUUUCACGGUUGGCGCCUGGGAAGAUAAGGAGAUCACGAGCCGCGAUGGACACAUGAAGCUGAAAACACAAGUUUUCUUCGCUUCAAUCGACCAGAGGCACGAGCGUGCAGGCGGUGAGAGUGCUUGCACGGCUCUGGUUGCUGCCAUCGCGGACUGGCUGCAGUCCAACGACAAUGAGAUGCCGAUCAAGUCCCAGCUUGACAGACUCAUCCUUGACGGAUCACUGGAGUGGAGAAAUCUCUGCGACGACGAGGCAUACAUGGAGCGCUUCCCGGACAAGCAUUUUGAUCUCGAUACAGUACUGGAGGCAAAGGACCGGCCACUUUCUGUCGUGCCAGAGAAGUCAUUCGUUGGAUUCUUCCAUCCGGAAGGAUUGGAUGAGAAAGGGUGUGAUUUCCUCCAAGGCGCCAUGUCGUUUGACAACAUAUGGGAUGAGAUCUCUGCAGCUUCCUCAGAGAUGCCUACCUCGGCUCGCCCUCUCGUCUACAUCAUCAGCUGGAACGAUCACUUCUUCGUCUUGAAGGUCGAGCAAGAUGCAUACUACAUUAUUGAGACUUUGGGUGAGAGGCUCUAUGAAGGCUGCAAUCAGGCCUUCAUCUUGAAAUUUGAUAGAGAUUCCGCGAUUCAUCAGCUCACUGAUAAGCAGGAAGGUAAAUCUGCAGAGGAUAAACCAGAGCAAAAUGAGAAUAAGGAAGGCUCAUCUACUACUAGUAAUCUAACAGAAGGAAAGAAUGUGGAAGAAUGGAGCGUGGUGGGCACGGGCAAAGAGUCGUGCAAAGAGUACAUCAAGAGCUUUCUGGCUGCAAUCCCCAUCAGGGAGUUGCUAGUUGACCUGAAAAAGGGGCUGCUGGCAUCGACGCCUCUUCAUCAUCGUCUGCAAAUCGAGUUCCAUUACACCAAAUGCCUGGAUCCACAGAAGGAGCUUAAUACUAAGGAAAGCUUAACAAUGGAAGCAUUAGAAACUGAAAAUCUGUAGGGAUUAAAACGCUUUUGCAGUUAUGUCUAAUUUGCAUGUUUGUACAUGAGAAGGUAAAGCGUGCAAAAUGUGCACUAAGCUUAGUUUUGGCUUGCCUAACCUUUGGCAUACACAUCAAUAACCAAUUUUCAAAGAAAUGGAGUAUAUGAGUUGAAUACAUAUAUUAUCCUUGUUUA
Molecule: messenger RNA, 2338 nt
Organism: Salvia hispanica
Lineage: Eukaryota; Viridiplantae; Streptophyta; Magnoliopsida; Lamiales; Lamiaceae
Source: RefSeq, a predicted model, not a curated record